AUGUUUUCUAUACUCAACACUACAAGAAAUGUCUCUUCCAUUACCAACACGGUUCGAAAUCCCUUUGCACCUCUCACAUCUAGUUCCAUACUGAGUAGUAAAGAUACUGAGAGAAAUACAGACUUGGAGUUAAAACUAGAGGAUCUCUUAACGGCGUGGUGUGUAUAUGGAAGAUUAAGUGUUGGAUAUAGUGGAGGUAAAAUUUCUUCACUUCCUUCACUAAAUGAUCCCAACACACGAGGUACUUUCUUACCUGUGCAAUUAAUAUGUAAUAUAAUGAGUUUUCUUGAUCUCCCAUCUUUACUACAGUUAAGGGCGGUGUGUAGAUCUUAUCAUGAGGUAUUUUUCUCACAAUGUGUACAAGAGACAUUAGCCAAUUCCGUUACUCGAGUAUUGGAUGAAACUUAUCUUUCUUCCAGUCUAUUAACAACAUUAAUACAAGAACGGAUGGCGAUACUUAUAAAAUGUGAAGCUGCCUGGUCUCAUUGGAUUACUCGUUUUGUUGGAGCUCAAUUACAUGCAGAGAUGGAUGGAUCUGAAGUUCGUAUUCUUUUACAAACAGGUGAGACAUUAUGUCAGGAAUUACAAAAUGUUCGUAAUGAUCUUCGAACAUCUAUUUCCUUAUGGUUAAGUCAUCUUGCGAAUACACGUCGUAUUCGAUAUAAUAUUCGUCAACAAUUAUUUAAUAUCUCUUCUCUUGGUAAUUUAGUAAGUAUGGGAGUUCGUCCACUUCUUUUACCAGAUGGGACUCUCUGUGUAAAUGCACCAUCGGAUUCGAUUUCUCUUUAUAGUCGUUAUCAUGCUGUAAGUGGAAAGAAGGGAGUGGUGUGGAAAAUAUUUGCAGAAGGAACUCUCAUAGCGCCAGUGUGUGGAAUGUAUUUUGAUCUCUUUACAGAUAUUAUACAUAUCGCAUUACAGAAUGGAGAUAUUGUCAAGUGGAAAGUAAAUGAUCCAAAGACAGCGAGACUUGUAAGAGAUAUGCAAUUGUAUGGUAGUGAUAGACAUAAGCAUAUGGCCUGUGUAGAGACAAUUGAUCAUUAUAAUAUAGCUCCAACACAAUUGGCAAGUUUUAUUCCUACAAGUAUGGAUUCUAUUUUAUUACCAGAGUAUGUGUGGAAAGAGUCAGAGGUGUUGUCCAUCACCCGCGCUCAUAAUAAUAAUAAUAAUAAUAAUAAUAAUAAUAAUAAUAAUAAUAAUAUGGGAGAUGUGGCUAUUGUUAUUGUAAAAGAUAGUAAAGAUAUUACCGCAACGUUACUGUCGAGUGUUAGGGUAAAUGAUGGACGUUUAACGAUAAAAGAUUUGCGUGAAAUUGACAACUUACAAAGUGAACUCUGUGUUCUUGACUAUAAUGAAUCUAAUCAUACUGGGACUCCUCCAGUAGCACCGGAGGCUGUAAGAAUAGGUGAAGGAAUAGAAAUGGCAGAGUUGUCUGAUCAACAACAGCUAAGGGAAAUGAAUACGGAUAAUACGAAUAAUACUAAUAAUACUAGUAUUGGUAGUAAUAAUGGAAGAACAACUACGGUGCCUAUUCUUCAAACCGAAAAAGAAGUGAUGGAACGAUUUGUAUUUGCUGUAUAUAAUGAACGUACAUCAUUAAUGUGUACUUCUGCUCUUACAGGUGAAAUAGCCCAUUGUAUUUCUAAUUCAUUUAUUAAUACGACUUUAGGUGUAAGUCGUGCAGGAGAUGUUAAAAGUGUACGUUUCCUUUCUGCUCCAGUAUUUAAAAGAUGUGAUUUGAGUGAUCCCAAUAGUGUAGAGGAAGGUGAUGUUCUUACUAUUUCCUUAAUGCCGAGUAGAAUAUUCAUUAGUAGACAAACACUAUUUCGUAAAAUACGAAAAAUUGAAAAAUGUGUUUGGGAUGAUGAUGAUGAUGAUGACUCUAUUCAAUAUCAUAAUGGAUCUAAAGAGAAAAAAAGAAAUAGAAAUAAGAUGACUUGUACUUUUUGCGGUAUAUCUUCAAAGAAGUUAAAAAGACGUACAUGGUAUGUUUUACAAGGUUAUGUUUAUAAAUCGCCUUCUUCAGAAAUAACACCAAUUUUUGAAGUUGCCCUUCCAUCUAUUACAGCUGUGAUCACACCUCGUCCUUGGCUUUCACAUCAUGCAGAGUUACUUAUACAAUGGAAGAAGAAGAAGGAUAAUAAUAAUAAUAAUGGGAAGGAAAUAAAGGAUUCUAAUAAGAUAUUCUCACAUCUUAAUAGUUGGUGGUGUCCAUUAAAGGAUGGACAUCCUUAUUUCCGUAUACCAUUUAUAUUAUUUCUCUCAAGAUUUACACCAUAUAUUACUUUUUGUAAUCCAAAUAGGAAUAGUGAUAAUAGUAAUAGUUCUACUACUAUGGAAGAACAAGUAUCCUCAUCAGAGGCUCUCACAACGUUUAAAACUAUAGGUAUCUUUGAUCCCUUUGAAGAACAUUUCUUUAAGUGUAGAGCUGUAGUGCUUUCCCUUUCUCAUGCCUUUUUUGUGUUGGCGGUUGAAGGGGGGGCAUUACUGUUGGUCUCUCCAUCGUGUACAUUUCGUGUUAACAGGAAUAGUCAAGAGAAUGUAAACAACGCCGAACAACAACAAGAAGAAGAAGAAGAGGAAGAAAAGAAGAAAGAAAAAGAAGAGAAAGAGGAGCAUACAUCAUUACCUUUAGUAACAGCAGAGUUGGAUGAACACCAAUCCACCGAAUUGGAAAUAGACUCCUCAAUAAAUACGAAGGGGAAUACAUUACCAAAACUCAAUAAUAAUAAUAAUAAUAAUAAUAAUAAUAAUAAUAAUAAUAAUAAUAAUAAUAGUGAUAAUAGUGAUAAUAGUGAUAGUGAUAAUAGUGAAGAGAUGAGUGUACGGAUGGAACCCUCAAGACGGGAGCCGUUAAGUCGUUUCUAUCGCACCACACCUUUUUACGGAAAAGAUUGGCAGAAAAAAGAACGCGAAAGACGACAAGAGGCUGUACGAUCUCUUUCCCCAAUGGAUUUCUUCGGUAAUGGAUUUCGUGAAGAUGUUUACAUUCAGACCUUGCAGCGUGGUAGUGAGUCUGUGUUAACGUCCUUUAUGGGUGAAGCCUUACAUCAGGAUUUUCAAUUUCACGGUGUUUGGAUACGAUCUCCACAACGAGAAUCCGGUCAACCUUCUCCCGCAAACUCAUGGAGUUUACACCUGGAUGGGUGGAAAUUAACUUCACUCAGUGAAUCUUUUGAAGUGGUCAUAUAUGAUCUCACAUUACAUAGAAAUAGUCAUGAUGAUGGAUUUGUUUUUGUGGUAUUAUUAACAUUAAGUCCAUAUGCAUGUCAACCAUUUAAUGAUAAAUUGGGAUUAGGAUAUUUUAUGCGGCAACGAUUACAACACUUUUUAAGAUUAGAAACUUUAGGUUCAUCUUCUGGAUUUGAAAUAUUAUGGCAAAAUGGUAUAUUGGUAAUAUGUAGUGUGAGAACGGGAGUUCGAUAUGCUGUAUUUGAUUUUGAUGCUGACUUUUAUGAUCCUAAGGAUGAUAAGAAUUAUUAUUCCUAUUAUUAUAAUAACAAUAAUAAUAAUAAUAGGAAUAAUAGUAAACAGCAUCCUUUAUUACCAUUAUCCGUUAAACUAAAGAAAAAAUGUCCUCAAAUCUCAUCCUCUACGCUGGGAAUAUCAUCCCUUUCACAUUAUGAUAAUAAUAAUAAUAAUAAUAAUAAUAAUAGUGAUAAUGGAGAGCGUAGGGGAAAGGUAUUGUAUCAGUAUCCAUUACCGAAUCAAUCCAUGUGGUAUUUAUUCUUUACAUAUGUACUUCAUCCAUUUGCAUUAACAUUUUUACUUCUCUCGGUAUUAUUAUUUGUAUUGCGUAUAGAUGAGUAUGUGAUGAUGCCAUUUUGGGUAUUAUUUAUUAUCUAUUCCCCAUAUCCAGUACAUCUGCUUAUUUGUGAUUUAUUACCCUAUGAUCGAUAUUUUAAAGAAAGUUCUGGUAUUCCUUUUUUGACGAAUAUUAUUAUGGAUAUAUUUAUGUUUAUGCUCUUUCCACUCUUCUAUGUACUUAAAUGGGAAGUUUCUUCUAUUUCUAAUAAUGUACCUUGGGUCAUUGUGACCAUUCCUCUUGAUAUUGCUAUUUUAUUAUCUAUAUUACCAUCUUUUUAUACGCCUUUUUGUUUAACACGUAGUGUACGGGAUAUAUGUGCUAUUCCAGAAAUUGUUUACGUUAUUGAACGUUUAUUAUGUGUGGCCUUUGUUGUUUUACUCGCUUUUUUCUUUGAUGGACCUUCCCCAACAGAUCCAAAAAAACCAAAGAUAAGUUUAUUACUUGUAUUUACACCUCUUUUUCUCAUUUUUCUUAUUAUGAUGGUGAAGACGGUUUAUGAUUAUCACCGAGCGGGUAAUGGAAUAGCGGCAGCUGUACGGUUUUGUUUAAUAUUUCUCUGUGCAACUCCUGCUGCGUUGUUUACAUUAAACUAUCAUGAUUAUUAUGCGGCUAUUUACCCAGGAUCUUUUAGGAGUCAGCCAUCAUUAAUACAGAGUAUAUUUAUAUUUAUAUUGGGAUUAUUAAUUAUGCUUUCUUAUUACACAAUUGUUUCCAUUGCAUUCUUCUUCUUGUAG
Molecule: messenger RNA, 4539 nt
Organism: Trypanosoma theileri
Lineage: Eukaryota; Euglenozoa; Kinetoplastea; Trypanosomatida; Trypanosomatidae
Exons: 1
Coding region: 1-4539 (1512 amino acids)
Cellular component (GO): membrane
Molecular function (GO): protein binding
Source: RefSeq, a predicted model, not a curated record